Solanum tuberosum (potato) is the source of this 3293-nucleotide messenger RNA. Its product is annotated as putative receptor-like protein kinase At3g47110. Gene Ontology annotation, biological process: protein phosphorylation. Bases 40 to 3162 code for a protein of 1040 amino acids. Gene Ontology annotation, molecular function: protein kinase activity; ATP binding; protein binding. The record is from RefSeq and is a predicted model, not a curated record. The transcript is spliced from 2 exons. Lineage: Eukaryota; Viridiplantae; Streptophyta; Magnoliopsida; Solanales; Solanaceae.
ACGAGAGGUAUCGUCUUUUGCUUCUUGACAUUUUCCAAAAUGGAAGUUUUCACAACGAGUUUUAAUUUCCACACCUUUCUGGCUAUCCGUGCUGUGUUUCUUGUGUUUCUAUUGUCAUUUUCUCUCCAACAUGCUGCAUCAGCUGCUUUUCUUAGCAAUGAAACUGAUAAUCUUGCCUUACUUGGAUUCAAGUCCCAAAUAACCGAGGAUCCAUCAAGAGUUUUCGUCUCUUGGAAUGAUUCUGUUCAUUUCUGUCAGUGGACUGGAGUAAAAUGUGGCCUGAGACACGUAAGAGUCAUCCGUUUGAAUCUCAAAGGGCUGAGGCUGGCAGGUACGAUCUCAGAUCAUCUUGGAAAUCUCUCUUUUCUCAAUUCUCUUGACCUUGCAGAAAAUGCCUUCCAUGAAAAAAUUCCUCAACAACUCAGCAGGCUGCCAAGGCUUCAAUACUUGAAUUUGAGUUUUAACUAUCUAACAGGAGAAAUUCCAGCUAAUCUAUCACAUUGUGUUAAACUCAAGAGCCUUGUCCUAGACCACAACACUCUAGUGGGAAAGAUUCCUUACCAAGUUGGAUCUUUAACGAAGUUAGUGAACUUGUACCUCAGAAAUAACAACCUGACAGGAAUCAUUCCAGGUUCUAUUGGAAAUCUUACAUCUUUAGAGAAGCUGCAUUUAUCGUACAACAAUCUAGAAGGAGAAGUGCCAGUUUCUUUAGCUCGAUUAACCAAGUUGAGGAUUCUUGGACUGUCAGUAAAUAGCUUAUCUGGGGAGUUCCCUCCUCCGUUGUACAAUUUGUCAUCCCUGGAACUAAUAUCACUUUCCCUUAACAACUUUUCUGGUAAUCUCAGAUCUGAGUUAGGCAACUACUUCCCUAAUCUCCAAAUACUUUACUUGGCGAACUGUCAAUUCAUUGGUUCCAUACCAUCCUCCUUGGCCAAUGCUUCAAAAUUGCUAGAGCUUGAUUUUCCUGUAAACAAUUUCACUGGAAAUAUACCUAAGGGUUUUGGUAACUUGCGGAAUUUGUUAUGGCUCAAUGUUUGGAAUAACCAUCUUGGAUAUGGUAAGCAUGAUGACCUUGACUUUGUAAAUUCUCUUACCAACUGCAGCAGUCUACAAAUGCUCCAUUUUGGAGGCAACCAGUUUGGAGGUACAUUACCUCAUUCAAUAGGCAACCUUUCUAGUCAGUUACAACGCCUACUCUUCUUCGAAAAUAGAAUUGGUGGAAACAUACCAAGAGAGAUCUCAAACCUGGUGAAUUUGAAUCUACUCGACAUUGGUUCCAACAAUUUUAUAGGUAGUAUUCCAGAUUCUAUUGGAAGACUUACAAACUUGGGAGCUCUCAACUUGGUUAACAAUCUCUUGACAGGGGUCAUCCCUUUUUCAAUAGGAAACCUCACUGAACUCGUCUAUCUUUAUUUGGGACUUAACAGGUUAGAGGGUAACAUACCUUCAACAUUGGGAAACUGUAACCAACUGCUAAAAUUGGGAUUUUCUGAAAACAACCUGACAGGAACUAUACCACAACAACUUUUUGCUCUCUCAUCCCUCACAGAUAUUUUUGCAUCUAAUAACUCUUUGACUGGUCCAUUACCAGUGGAUAUUGGUAACUGGAAUCAUCUUACUUAUCUUGAUUUUUCUUACAACAAUCUUUCGGGUAUGAUUCCACAAACUCUUGGAAAAUGCUUGACCUUGGGGGAGAUCUAUAUGAAGGGAAACUCCCUCCAAGGAACCAUUCCCAAUUUAGAAGAUUUGCCGGAUCUCCAAUCCUUGGAUCUUUCCCUAAACAACCUAUCAGGGCCAAUCCCUCACUUCAUUGCAAAUCUUACUUCCCUACACUACUUGAACUUAUCUUUUAACAAUCUAGAGGGUGAGGUUCCUGUCACCGGAAUAUUUUCAAAUUUGAGUGCAGAUGUAUUAAGCGGAAACUCCAAGCUUUGUGGUGGGAUUCAAGAGCUUCAUUUACAACCUUGUAUUUAUCAAAAGACACGGAAGAAGCAUGUGCUUGCCCUCAAGUUUAUUUUGAUAAUUGUUUUUGCUGCUUCAUUUUCAAUCCUGGCCUUGUUAGUAGUUUUCCUUUGUAGGAGAAGAAAUUUGAACAAUCAACCAGCACCACAAGAUAGGUCUAAAUCUGCGCAUUUCUACCCCAAUAUUUCGUAUGAAGAGCUCCGCACUGCAACAGGUGGAUUUUCUUCUGAAAAUCUUAUUGGCUCUGGCAGUUUUGGAACUGUUUAUAAGGGAACUUUUCCCUCUGAUGGAACGGUCGUUGCUGUGAAGGUACUCAAACUCCAGCAUGAAGGUGCUUCAAAAAGCUUCUUAGCAGAAUGCCAAGCAUUGAGAAACAUAAGGCACCGGAACCUUGUCAAGGUCAUCAGUGUAUGCUCAAGUUCUGAUUUCAAGGGAAAUGAUUUUAAAGCUUUAGUCUUUCAGUUCAUGCCAAAAGGGAACUUGGACGAAUGGCUACAUCCAGAAAAGGAGAUGAAUGAGAAGAGUAGCUUGACCACACUUCAGAGAAUGAAUAUCAUAAUAGAUGUGGCCUCUGCACUUCAUUAUCUUCACCAUGAGUGCCAAACACCCAUGAUUCACUGUGAUAUAAAACCACAGAACAUUCUUCUUGAUGAAGAUCUCACCGCUCAUUUGGGUGAUUUUGGUUUGGUGAGACUCGUUCCUGAAUUCAGUAAUGAAUCGGAUCUACAUCAGUUUAGCUCACUUGGAGUUCUGGGAACCAUUGGCUAUGCAGCUCCAGAAUACGGCAUGGGUAGUAAGGUCUCCGUUGUAGGAGAUAUGUACAGUUUUGGGAUCCUAAUAUUGGAAAUAUUCACUGGAAGAAGACCCACAGACACUUUGUUCCAAGCAAGUUCUACCCUCCACCACUUUGUAGAAACAGCAUUGCCAGAGAAAGUUAUGGAGAUUCUAGACAAAACAGCUUUUCAUGGUGAGAUGAGUAAAGCAACCUGUGGCGAAGAAUACUGGGGCAAUAUCAAGAAAGAACAGAUGGAAUGCUUGGUUGGCAUACUUGAGAUCGGUGUUGCAUGUUCAGCUGAAUCCCCAAGAGACAGAUUGACCAUGACACAAGUUUACAGUAAGUUGACACUAAUAAGAGAAAAAUUCCUACAAAGGGGAGAUGGAGGGCACAGGCUACAAGUGAAAGCAUUGGAUUUAAUCUAAAAUGGUUUAAAUUCUGUCUACUUGGUAAGAAUGCUUACAUUCUGUCUAUUUGGUAAGAGCAUUAGAUUUGAUGUAAAACUUGAAAUCGCUGUAGUAUUUUCAUCAUGCAGAAGAACUAAGGUAGUAUCAGA